This is a messenger RNA of Eurytemora carolleeae, 1819 nucleotides long. Its product is annotated as transcriptional repressor CTCFL. The record is from RefSeq and is a predicted model, not a curated record. The transcript is spliced from 2 exons. Bases 266 to 1348 code for a protein of 360 amino acids. Gene Ontology annotation, biological process: regulation of transcription by RNA polymerase II. Lineage: Eukaryota; Metazoa; Arthropoda; Copepoda; Calanoida; Temoridae. Gene Ontology annotation, cellular component: nucleus. Gene Ontology annotation, molecular function: DNA-binding transcription factor activity, RNA polymerase II-specific; RNA polymerase II transcription regulatory region sequence-specific DNA binding.
AAAUUUUUUUGAAAAUCUUUACAUCAGAGACCGAGCACAUUUUUAACAGUUUUCUAUUUAUGAUUCAGCUGAGAGUUUCUAAGUUCAAUGAUUCUUUUAUCUGAUUUGCGGAUUUUUUUUUUAAGUUUUGCAGAUUUUUGUAAGUUGAUCUUAAUACUAUUUUAAUUGCAAUAUCUAAAUGUAAAUAUAUUUAAUAUCCUGCAAUUUCUUAGGAGCUGUGCAUUCAAAUUUAGAAUUAGAUUUAAAAGCCCCAUUUAUGUAAAUAAUGAAAUGUAAAAUUUCAGAGAGAAUGGCUGAAAUCAUAAAGGAGGAAUUGGAAAUGAAGAAUAUUGAGAUUAAAGAAGAGAUUUUAGAAGAAAUGCUUCCAUCCUCUACUGUAGAGGAUAUAUGUACUGUUUAUAUAAAGGAGGAAGACAUUAAGGUGGUAAUUUCUCAAACAAACGGUGAAAAAGUAAAUCAGGAAGAGGAUCCCCUGCUAUCUGACUCAAGGAGAAAAAAGAAGAAAAUAGGAGGAGUUAGAUAUCCAUCUGAUAAAUGUGAGUACACUGCUUCUACAGUAGCGCAUCUCAAAGAACAUAUUGAUCAUAAAGGAGUGGGAUAUCCAUGUAAAAAAUGUGAUUACGCUGCGACUCGAGCAUUUGAUCUUAGAAGACAUAUUGAAAGUAAGCAUGGAGGAGUGAGAUAUCCUUGCGAUAAGUGUGGGUACGCUGCAACAACAGCAAGUAAUUUAAGAUAUCAUAUUGAGACUAAACAUAAAGGAGUAAAGUAUCCUUGUGAUGAAUGUGAGUACGCUGCAACGACACCAACUGCUCUUAAAGUUCAUAUAAAGGUUAAACAUGAAGGAUUGAGAUAUCAGUGUGAUAAAUGUGAGUACGCUGCAACUACAACACAUAUUCUUAAGAGACAUAUUGAGAGUAAGCAUGAAGGAAUGCGAUAUCCUUGUGAUAAAUGUGGGUACGCUGCAACUACUGCAAGUAAAUUAAGAUAUCACAUUGAGACUAAACAUGCAGUAGUGAAGUAUCCUUGUGACAAGUGUGAGUACACUGCAACGACACCAAGUGUUCUUAAAAUACAUGUUAAGAGUAAACAUGAAGGAGUGAGAUAUCCUUGCGAUAAAUGUGAGUACGCUGCAACUACGGCAAGUAAUCUAAGAUAUCACAUUGAUAGUAAACAUGAAGGAGUAAGAUAUCCCUGUAAUAUAUGCGAUUACGCUGCAAAACAAGCAAAGAAUCUUGAAUCACAUAUUGCUACAGUACAUGAAAGAAUAAGAAGGCAUCCUUGUAAUAAAUGUGAAUAUGCCACAACUACAGCAUAUCAGUUAAGGAAACACAUAUGGAGUAAACACUAAGUAUACCAAUUGUAAAGUUUGGGUCAAAACCUUUAAAAGAUCACUUCAUAUGUUUAAAACAAGAUUUUUUAUUCACUCAUUCAUUUCACAUAAUAAUGAUCUUUAGAAACUUACUAACAAAUAAUUAGUUGAUAGCUAAACAAACAGUACAAAGUAUAUUCAAAAAAUGUCCAAAAAUAAACAAAUUGUCUUAAUGAUUAAAUUGAAUGAUGGAAUCCUUGAGAUAAAUGUGAAUAUCCUGCAACUUCAACAAGCAUUCUUAGAACACAUACUCGGAUUAAAGUCUGAUUCUUAGAUAUUGAGUGAAAUAUUUGUGUGAUUCAUUUUAAGAUGUGAAUUUGUUGGAAGCAUAUUAUUUUCUGUUCACAUUUCUCAUAUAACAAAGUUUCUAAGUUAUAUCCUUCUAUAUAUAAAUUUGGCUUGUCUGUCUGUCUGUCUGUGUGUAUCCAAUAAACGUCAAAACGGCUGAAC